Molecule: messenger RNA, 270 nt
Organism: Nannochloropsis gaditana CCMP526
Exons: 2
Coding region: 37-177 (46 amino acids)
Source: RefSeq, a predicted model, not a curated record
CGGUCUGGAGUGUUUGACACCUACCUCAGAAUUGGGAUGUCUUUGUCACGUGCGGAGGGGAUGGAGGAUUGGCGCUUUGGCAAUACCACUAUGCCAACCCCUCUCUUUCACCCUUCUCUUCCACCACCACCACCUUUUCCUCCACCUCCCACGACCCCGGCGCCCUCUCCCACCUGAACGUGCAUUUCCUGUCCCCUCAGCCUCUGGUCGCGUUCGACUAGCAUAAGGAUAAGGCCGGUCUCUGUGCCAUCGUCUCUUUGGGUAACACCU